Molecule: messenger RNA, 4762 nt
Organism: Mytilus californianus (California mussel)
Lineage: Eukaryota; Metazoa; Mollusca; Bivalvia; Mytilida; Mytilidae
Product: TPR repeat-containing protein DDB_G0287407-like
Exons: 23
Coding region: 160-3705 (1181 amino acids)
Cellular component (GO): Cul4-RING E3 ubiquitin ligase complex
Molecular function (GO): protein binding
Source: RefSeq, a predicted model, not a curated record
GGCUAGAAUCCUAAGAAACUGAUUUGGACGACCGACAGUCUGUCUUGCUUAUUUACCUGAGAAUUAUUCAUUUAUAUCAUGCUUGAUGUUGUGAAUUUCUUUAAUAAUUAUGUUAAAAUUGAUGCAAAUGUGAAUAAACAGAAGUAAGGAGCCAUUACUAUGGCAACAGGAGGCAUUCCAGCUCCUGGACAUUCAAAGAAAUUACCUGAAGUCCCACUUAGAAAAGGAGGAAAACAAAAGAAACCUGUAAAAGUUUUCAUCACAACAUACUCUGAUGAAUUUUAUACUGAGAGAGAAUUAGUAAGAAAAGAGGUGCUGCCUGAAUUAAAGUCCUGGUGUGAAUCAAAACAUCUUACAGUUAAUGAACAGUUUGUGAAAUGGGGAUCUAAACAUCCAGACAGACGAGAUGUUACUGAAUUGGAGAAAAUACAGACUUGUAUAGAAACUUGUUAUUUCCAAGAUGUAAUGCCUAUUUUUAUCAAUAUAACAAGUGAGUCAGUAGGAUGGGUUCCAAUGUGGGAUGAAUGUCCAGAUGAAGUUGUAGAAAAUUACAUUGAAGCAUAUGGAUUAGUUGUAGAAGAUUUAGAAGUUAUGAAUGGAGCCUUUAGGCAAGAUAAUCAGAACUCUUUGUUUAUGAUGAGGAAUGACGACUUUCUAAAAAACAUUCCUUCAGAUGACCAAAAAUGUUUUGUACAGAAAACUCCAGCAAGUGAAACAGUCAUUAAAAUGGGAGAUAAAAUUUCACAAAAGUUUCCUAUAAACAGAGUAGUAAAAUAUAACUGUGAAGAAUACAAAGGUUUAAGUUCAAAGAAUAAACCUAAAUUAAAACUAAGUGAUUCUUUCAAACAAAAGAUAUUAGAAUUCUGUAAACAAAGAAUUGGUUGUGAUUACUGUGGUGAUCAUGUGACAUCUUACAGUCCUGUUGAUAAUACAGUAUCUCAGGAACAUCUGACGUUCAUGAAGAAUAAAAGUUCCACUGUCAUAGGCAGAGAUGAUAUUAUUAAAGUGAUUGAAGAUUACAUAUUCAAAGAAGAAAAGGAUGUUCCAUUAUUUGUUAUAGGGGAGGCAGGUAUAGGAAAGUCUUCUGUGAUGUGUAAAGCAGCUUAUACUAUUUACAACAAUCUUGGACAUAUACCCUGCCCUGGAGGUAAAUCUUGGACUUUGUUUUUCCAUUUUGUUGGUGCUAUUCCUGGUUCUUGUUGUUUAGAGACUAUGUUGAAGAGAUUGUUAAAAGAAGCAGACCUAGUAAAUGACUCCAGCAUUCCAAGAGGUGUGGAGGCAACUGCCCAGUCUUGUUGUAGUAUGUUAGCUAACCCCAGUAUUAAGCCUAUUAUUAUAUUUAUAGAUGGUUUAAAUCAGUUUUCUGAUGAUCAAGCCUCAAAAGUAAUGAGUUGGUUACCUAGGAAACUAGCUCCACAUGUUAGAUGUAUAUUUUCCUCUGUUAUGGACUCACAUCAGUACAAAACAGUGAUCAGUAGAGAAUCAAAGCCUAUAGAGUUACCAUUAGAACCUCUAGACAGACAGUCUCGCAGUAUUUUGGCAAAAGGUUGGUGCAAGAAAUUUGACAAAGAAUUAACGGGUACACAGUUGGAUGCAUUAUUGUCAAAAUCCUCUUCAGAAAACCUUUUGUGGUUGUCAUUAGCUUGUGAAGAGAUCAAAUUGGUCUGUGACCCAGACCAAAUUGAUAAAAAAAUCAGUGACCUGCCAGAAGGUUUACCAAAUUUAUUUGAAUACAUGUUAAUGAGACUGGAGAAUGAAUCUGGUAGUAACCUUGUUAUAGGUACUCUGUGUCUUCUUGAAGCUUCAUUUGCUGGAUUAUAUGAGCUUGAAUUGCGACAGAUAUUAGGUCAUGAAAAUACAUUGAUGCCUCCAUCACCAUUUGAUGAAAAAGAUGAAAAAGAAUCAUCUGAGAAAGAAGUUAUUAAAGUUAUGGAUCCUGUUUCAUCAAGAAAAUGGAAUGCUAUUAUGAAAACAUUACAGCCCUACUUACGCUAUAAUGGUGAAAGUAAAGAUGGCAGAUUGGAUUUCUAUCAUAGAGCACUCAGUAAAGCUGUUAGGAGAAGGUAUUUUGUGAAGUCUGAAGAUAAAGGAGCAGCUGAAGAGCAUUCAGAGGAAUACUAUUGGUGGCAUAAAAAGUUGGCUGAAUCAUUUGAACAUUCCCAAAAUGAUGAAAGAUUUGUUGAGGAAUACUUGUACCAACUAGUAUGUACAGAUGAUACCUAUAGACUGACAGAAUGUUUGUGUGAUUGGAGAGUAUUCGAUAAACUUUACCAUGAAGAAUAUAGCUCUAAAUUGCUGGAAUAUUGGAGAAAGGUAGGAAGUACCCAUGUUAUGAUAAAUAAAUAUGGUGAAGCAUUACACGGACUAGAAGCACAUUCAGCACAUAAGGAGGAAGCUGUAUCUAUAAGAUAUGAAAAAGUCUGCAGGGUCAUAGUCCAAUGUGGGAAAUACCAUGAUGCACUAGAUCUGCUAAAGACAGCCAUGAAGAUUGAAGAGAAGGAACUUGGAGCUCGUCCACAUAGAAUGGUGGAGCUUUAUGCACUGAUGGCUGAAAUUUAUGAUGAGAAAUUAAAGUUAAAUGAUUUUGUAUCUCCAAGCCAGUUACCAGAUCUGAGGAAGACUAUUCACUAUGGAAAGAAAUCAAUAGCCAUCAGGAAAACUCUGCCUGGCACCUACCAUAAAUUUAAACUUGGGAUGAGUUUAAUGAAGCUGGCAUUUAACUUAGAAAGUUGGGAAGCAUGUGGUGGAGGACCCGAACUGACAGGGUCAUCAGCUUUAGAGGAAGGCAAUAGAUAUAUAGACAAGGCAUUAAAAAUAUUUCAGGAGUUAAAUGAUAUGGGACAUUACGCAGAAGCUUUAAUGACUAAAGGUGUUCUUGCUAAGAGAGGAAGUAUGGAACAGUUGAAGUUGUAUAAUGAAGCAAUGGACUUGUGUAUGCAAAUGUAUGGAGAAUAUCAUAUUUUGAUGUCAAGACUUUAUAUAAAUAUAGGUAUUGUUUACGAGGAUAACUGUGAUUAUAAAAAAGCUUAUGAAUAUUUCAAGAAAUGGGCUAGAAUAAGUGAGGAAAUUCUAGGACCUGAUCAUCCAAAGACAAAGCGUGCUAGAGGUGUGCUUAGAGAAAGUAGAUACCAAAAUAUUGCUAGGAAUUUAGAUGAAUGGGAAAGAACUGGCCAUGAUUCCUCACCUGGGGAAGAAAAUGCUGAUGAAACAGAAAGACGAGAUUUAGAAAAUUUUUACGAUGAUUCUUCUGACCAGAAUGAUAUCAAUUUAGUGGUCAGUGACUGUAACCAGAAUCUUGUUUCUCUUGGCAAUUUGCCAAAUAAUGAACAAGAUGCAUUACAUAGUGAAGAGGAAGUGUCAAAUGGUUAUUUUGAGGAAGCAUCUUCACAUGAUGGUAGUAGCAGUAGUAGUGACAAUGAAAGUGAGAACUCCGAUCAUGAAAAUUUGUAUGACGAUUGUUUAGACGAGUAUGCCGAACAGUAUGCAAUGAUUAACCCAAUAGAUGACAAUUUAAUGAAUGAAUUAAAUAUUAAUAUAGAUGAUAAUGACGAUGUAGAUGAUGAAAUUGAACAAAUUACUUCACGUGAAAAUUACGAUAAUGAAGCAGAGAUGGACAAUAGAUAUGCAAUUUAUGCUGGUGAUAACAAUAGUGAAAAUGAAUCUGAUAAUUGUUCUAAUACCAGGCAGAGAGUAAACCAGUUAUGAUUAUUAGUUUGUCUUAAUAAAAUUAAGGUGGUCUAUUUAACUAUCCUCUGCAUUUAUUCCUGUUUUCUCUACAUACACAUCCAAACAUAAGUAACAGGGUCAUUUUGUUUUGCAUGUAAAUGUGACAUUGUACUUAAGUUUUGUUACAUUUAAAAAACCAAUCAAAACCAAAUUUUUCUUAAAUUUUGAUUAAAUAAGGUAAAGUUUUACAUCAAAGUCUAAAUGUGUAUUGGGUAUAGAGAUGCACCAGGUAUGGAUGUCAACAUGCAUAUAUAAGUAAACUAGUCUUUUGUUUACUAGUAAAUGUUUGCUUCAAAAUAUUAAGCAUCUUAAAUCAUUGAAAAUUUAAUCUACAUCAACCUGAAAUAGUAGUAAAAUGUACUUGGAAAUAAUGAGUAGGUUUAAGGUUUCUCUGACCUACUUUUUAUGCAUCCUGAUUCUUCUUAUAUUGGUGUUCAUAUCUCAGGUAUUUAAAGAUGUAGGAUUUUUUUUUAUUUCGCAUUGAAAUCUAUUACCCUGGCUUCAGUAAGUGUUGAAUGUGAUAGUAUUGUUAGGUAUUAAGGAUAUUCUAUAUUAAUAGUUUUAAUUAUUUAUGAUGACAUCAUGACUAUGUGAACUUUGUAAUUUUUGAUUAUCUAUCAUGCUUAUAGUUUAUAUUGUCUUCCCAUAGAGUUAAAUCAGUGCCAUUUUGAAUGGCUGAACUAGAAAAAUCUUGCCAGUGUAUGAACAUGUAAUUACAAUAAGGCAAUAAUUAGUAAGGUUUUGUUACAAGGCAGAACCCAUCCAAACUCCUUAAGAUAUAAACUCAACAGAAAAGUAAUUAAAUGGACACUUAAUACUUUCUUACUGAUCAAUCCUUCAUGAAUAUUAACUGAAUAUUCUAUGUAUAUUUCCUUCUAGAACAUUUACUCGGGGUAAUUUCUUAUGGCCUUUUUUUAACUUGGUGUUCAGUUACCACGAUUCACAUUGACACUUUUAUGCGCCUUCUGACUACAAUCUGAAAUAAAUUUAAGGCAUGUCAUUAUAUCUUCUUUUGUGAAGUAAAAGUCUAAAUUUA